CUCCUUCUCUUGUCUUCUCAGGGGUGUCGUCCCAGAGGGUGAAGGUGGACCCGGAAGUGACGUCGUACCCCGGACAACCAGUCAACUUGCGGUGCGCGUUCGCGCAGGAAGGCGGGAUCACGCGCACUCAGGUGUCCUGGAUCUACGAGCCUAAAGAAGGUGAGAGGAUGAACAUAGCUGUGUACCAUCCCAACUUUGGGGUCAACUAUCCGCCAUCCCCUGUGAAGGGGCGCGUGGCCUUUGUGGUGGACCCCCCCAACCUCGAUGCACCCUCCAUCCAGAUCGUCGAUGCCAAGAUGUCCGACGAGGGAAAAUACAUCUGUGAAUUUGCCACCUACCCCAGUGGCAACGAACAAGGAGUCACCUCGCUCGUUAUGCUAGCCAAGCCUAGGAACUCCGCCUCCAUUGUAACAGUCGUUGCAGAGGGGAAGCCCGUUACCGUGGCGCGCUGUGAGUCGGUCGACGGCCUGCCCCCCGCCUUGAUCACCUGGGUAACCACGGCAAAUGGCAACGCCACUACCGUUUCCAAGGCCGGUGCAGACAACACCGUCACUGUAACCAGCGAGUACAAGAUGAUUCCCACGGCAGCGGACAACGGCAAAGAUAUCAGCUGUGUGGUAUCACACAAGACCCAGACCAAACCGGACAGCUUUCCGUUGAAACUGGCUGUUGAGUUCCCUCCCAAGUUGACCAUCGUGGGCUACGAUAACAACUGGUACGUGGGUCGGACCAACGUGCAGCUGACCUGCCAGGCCUCAGGGAACCCCAUCCCCACCACGGUGGUCUGGAAGACCCUGACAGGAGAGAUGCCAGAUACAGUGGUGAUUAAGGAGAACAAGCUGACAGUGCUGAAGGUCGACGAGUCUGUGAACACCACCUUCGUCUGCGAGGUCAAGAACCGCCUGGGGGUCGGGAAAGACCAGAUCACCACCUUGGUCAGAGAGCCCUCAGUGAACCCGUCCAAUGCCGGGGUGGUUGCUGGGGCUGUGAUUGGCUCCCUUCUGGCUCUUCUCCUGGUCGGCGCCCUCAUCGCCGUCCUCGUCACCCGUAACCGCCGGCAGCAACAGGGUUACCGGGGCAACGGCAAAGGCACCUACGACAUCAAGUCCCGCAUCUUCGGCGGCGGUAAAAAGGCCAGCAAGAACGGCACCGGCAACGCCGGGAGCGGCGGCGUCGCCGGCGGCAACAACAACGGACCCAUCUACGUGUACAGCGAGAACCCCGCCCACCAGGGCCUGGCGGACAAACCCAACCACCACCAGCCUCUGCACCUGGGGGGGGGGCGCGAGGAGGGGGGCGUGGCCACCACGCCCACGGCGCAGGACAUCCUGCUGAGCACCGAGCUGGACGAGGCGGAGAGGAGGAAGUUCGACGAGCUGGACGACGAGGAGGAGAGGUACGACCACUUUGGAGGCGGGGCCCCCAUCCUUCAGCUCCGCCCCCCGCAGAACGAGGAGGGCAUCAUGGGCGGUUACCUCGACGACGACAUGGAAUCCCAGAGGGAUGGCUCGGUGAUCUCUCGGACUGCCGUGUAUGUGUAGAGGAAGAGGAGGGAGCGGGAUGAGAAGAGGAAGGAGGGAGUGACGGAGGGAUGGAGGGGAAGGAGGGAGGGGAGGUAGGAGGGGCCCCAGGUGGAUUCUGGGAUGUUGGAGGCCUGAGCUUACCCACCCCUGUUUCGAGAGAUGAAUACCACUUUUAUUUUUGAAAUAGAUAUGAAAUAUAUUACCCACCAGAAAGCUGCCCCAGAAAACUGUCUGACCUGAAUGAACUAAAGUGACUGGGAGGGCGGAAUGUUCCAAACGAUGGACUUUCAGAGGGGUGCUUCGACUCCAGAACUGUGGUGCCCGGUCCCAGUAUAUAAAACAAAGUCAAAUCCCUUGGUAUCUACCAAAAAUCAUUAAAAAAAGAAAAGAAUAAUAAAAAAAAAAAGGAAAACGGAAUUUGGCUGCUGCUGUGUCUGUGGCUAGCAUCGUUCCCAAGAUGGAGUAUCUUCAGGGAGAGAGACCUGUAGCGAGAAGGGCACAAAAUGGCGUCAAUGAAAUACUGUUGCUGCUUCCUGUUCAGACAGAGACUGGUCCCUACCUAACACAUUCACUGUAAUCUUUACUAAACACACAAGAACAAACGUGAGGGGUGUGAUGGAAGGAUCUGCUCCCUGCUAUUCUCAGCUAUGCUGUGACAUCUUUGGUUCCGGACACAAGAUUCUGCUAUGACUGAGGGGGGGGGGGGGGGGGGGGGGGGAGUUUGCUGGGAAAAAUGGCCUACGUUAGUGUGAAAAGUAAAUGUAUUGCGUGUGCUCUCUAUCUCUUUUACUUGCACACUGUCUCUCUCUCUCUCUCUCUCUCUCUCUCUCUCUCACACACACACACACAGAUGCAUACAUUUUUGUACCUCUUGUUCUGAAUCUAAAUGGCACAGUUGUUGGUCGUGGGAAUAUGUGAAACUAGAGACCUUGAAGUGCUGAUAUUGGAUGUGAUGGUAGAGCAAAUGAAAAGUAAAUUGACUGGCGCUGGUAAAAAAAUGAGUAUGAAAUUAGUUUGAACAAAUGCACCAGUGAGAUGUCGAAC
Messenger RNA from Osmerus eperlanus (European smelt), 2567 nucleotides. RefSeq names its product nectin-2-like. The transcript has 6 exons. The record is from RefSeq and is a predicted model, not a curated record. NCBI's taxonomy places the organism in Eukaryota, Metazoa, Chordata, Actinopteri, Osmeriformes, Osmeridae. The coding region runs from base 168 to 1541 and encodes 457 amino acids.